Molecule: messenger RNA, 1384 nt
Organism: Brassica oleracea var. oleracea
Lineage: Eukaryota; Viridiplantae; Streptophyta; Magnoliopsida; Brassicales; Brassicaceae
Product: transcription factor TT2
Exons: 2
Coding region: 154-1176 (340 amino acids)
Source: RefSeq, a predicted model, not a curated record
GUACGUUCUCCCCUUUUCAUAUCCAUUAGGACCAUUACACAUAUUCAUAUCAUUCCAAAGCAAUCCCCACAAAUCAUAUCCUCCUAUCCAUCUUCUUCCAAUCUCUCUCUCUCUCUCUGUGUAGUCUUCUUCAAAAAGGAUCCAAAAAUCCAAAUGAUGAUGAGGAAUCAGGACAUUACUACGAUCAGAGACAAGAAGAAGCCAAAUCAUGCGUGUGGUGGUAGUAACAACAAACCAAAGCUAAGAAAGGGACUUUGGUCUCCUGAUGAAGAUGAAAGGCUCAUAAGGUAUAUGUUGACCAAUGGACAAGGAUGUUGGAGUGACAUUGCUAGGAAUGCUGGUCUCUUACGCUGUGGCAAAAGUUGUCGCCUUCGUUGGAUCAAUUACUUAAGGCCUGAUCUUAAACGUGGUGCCUUCUCCCCUCAAGAAGAAGAUCUCAUCAUCCAUUUUCAUUCCAUUCUUGGUAACAGGUGGUCUCAAAUAGCUACUCGGCUUCCAGGAAGGACAGACAACGAGAUCAAGAACUUUUGGAACUCCACAUUGAAGAAGAGGUUUAAGAACAACAACAACAAUACUUCUUCUGGAUCAUCACCUAACAAUAGUAAUAGUAACUCUUUGGAUCUAAGAGAUCAGCAUGUGGAAAUGGGAGGCAAGUCAAACUCAAUGAUGGGUAGCUAUCAUCAUCAACAUGAUGACAUGAUGAUAAUGGGGAACACCAUGGGUAUGGACUCUUCUUCAUUCCAUUUUGCACCCGUGGUUAGUGGUGUGGGAUUGAACCAACUGGACCCCUUGAUAUCAGUACCGGAUCAUAGCCAAUAUCAACAAAUGGGAAACACAGGGAAUGUGUUCAACGUCAAUGGGUUAGGAGAUUAUGGAAACGCAAUUCUUGAUCCGAUUAGCAAGAGAGCAUCAGUAGAAAGUGAAUGGUUUCUUCCAGCGUCCGAGAAUAUAAAUUCUAUUCCUUGUACCACAAGCAACAACCUAAACGUAGAAGUCCUUGAUCCCUGUUUCAAUAGCAAAACAAUGUGUCAUUCAGAAAGCUUCAAAGUAGGGAACAUGUUUGGCAUGGAGAAUGCUUCUUGGGAAACAGAAAACCCUAAAAUUGGAGAUUGGGAUUUGGAUGGUCUCAUUGAUGACAACUCUUCUUUCCCCUUCCUUGAUUUCCAAGUUGAUUAACAAAUAUUUCCUCUUCCAUAAUUCUCUUUACUCAUUUGUAUUCAUUCUUCUAUACUUUUUUUCUUCUUCCUAUUCAUCUUCACAAUUACCAGAGCAGAUACUACCCCUCACUAGGGAGCUCGUUUUAAACAAUUGAGCUGCUUGCGAUGGGUUUAUGCACGGUUCCUUGAGUACAUGAAAUGUGAACAGGAAGGUUUGAGAUUUAUUU